Saxophila tyrrhenica is the source of this 327-nucleotide messenger RNA. RefSeq names its product Non-histone chromosomal protein 6 (gene NHP6). Gene Ontology annotation, molecular function: DNA binding, bending. The coding region runs from base 1 to 327 and encodes 108 amino acids. Lineage: Eukaryota; Fungi; Ascomycota; Dothideomycetes; Mycosphaerellales; Extremaceae. The record is from RefSeq and is a predicted model, not a curated record. The transcript is spliced from 4 exons.
AUGCCCAAGGAGAAGACCACCACUCGCAAGGCCGCAGCCAAGGGCAAGGCCGACGGCGGCAAGAAGAAGAAGGACCCAAACAUGCCAAAGCGUGGUCUUUCUGCAUACAUGUUCUUCGCCAACGACCAGCGUGACAAGGUCCGCGAAGACAACCCAGGCAUCAAGUUCGGCGAGGUUGGCAAGAUUCUCGGAGAGAAGUGGAAGGCCCUCAACGAGAAGCAGAAGGCACCGUACGAAGCAAAGGCUGCGGCCGACAAGAAGCGCUAUGAGGAGGAGAAGGCUGCCUACACGGCUCAAGGCGUCGAUGAUGACGAAGACGAGGAGUAA